This is a messenger RNA of Armigeres subalbatus, 759 nucleotides long. RefSeq names its product GATA zinc finger domain-containing protein 4-like. The transcript is spliced from 3 exons. NCBI's taxonomy places the organism in Eukaryota, Metazoa, Arthropoda, Insecta, Diptera, Culicidae. The coding region runs from base 1 to 759 and encodes 252 amino acids. The record is from RefSeq and is a predicted model, not a curated record.
AUGGCCGACUAUGCAAAAACACUGUCAACCGACUUCACCAAAGAAUUGAACCGAAUAUGUAAUGAAUUCGAUAAAGUGAGUUCGCUAACAAUUGGAAUGGCCAACCAUUGCGAGGAACACAAUUCAAGCCAGAGUGAAUCUACCUCAACCGACGCCAUCAUGAAUGAAUUGAAGUUGCUAUCCAGCACAGUCAACGCUCUGAAAAGUGACUUGACUCCUACGGUAUCAACUCCAAAUUUAAUGGACGAACUGAGUUCAGAGCCAGUGAUACAUCCGGAGCUGACUCGCAAUGAUCUAGAUGAAGCUUCAGCUGAAAACGACACAACAACCUGCAACUUCAAUAUCAACAGAAGAUACAACAACAAUAAUUUCAACAACAAAAACAAUAAUACCAGCAACAAUAACUUCAUCAACAAAAGACACAACAACAACGACAUAAGCAGAAAAAUGGUCAACAGAAGCAGAAACAACAAUUUCAAUGGAAACAACGACAAUAAUCACAACCAUAAUCGCAUAAACCACAAUGAUCGGAACAGCUUUAUGAACCGGAAUAAAUGCGGAAAUAAUAGCAACAAGAAUUUCAACCAUAACGCGCACAACCAUAAUCACAAUCGACCGAAAAACGAGCGCUCCGUCGCGAGCCGAGUGGCCUAUUAUCGACGUCAAACUGCUCUACGGUUAAAAACCCUGCUUGGUCCACCGGAACCUGAUCCAACAUUCUAUCACCAACCUUCAACUACCCUGGUAGCCAAGGACUGA